Messenger RNA from Neocloeon triangulifer, 4291 nucleotides. Its product is annotated as glutamate receptor ionotropic, kainate 2-like. The coding region runs from base 485 to 3502 and encodes 1005 amino acids. The record is from RefSeq and is a predicted model, not a curated record. Gene Ontology annotation, molecular function: glutamate-gated receptor activity. Gene Ontology annotation, biological process: monoatomic ion transport. The transcript is spliced from 19 exons. Gene Ontology annotation, cellular component: plasma membrane; postsynaptic membrane. NCBI's taxonomy places the organism in Eukaryota, Metazoa, Arthropoda, Insecta, Ephemeroptera, Baetidae.
UUAGUCUUUGUUUGUUGACUCGCCGGGGGUCAAAUGUAAGCCUAAUUUCGGCCUGAAAUAGGUGAAAAUCGGCUGAAAUGCAACGUGAGAAGACGGAUUCGGCAGAGCAGCUCGGAAUCGCCGGUGAAAAAGUGUGAUGUGCGUUCGUCUCUUAAUCAACGUAGCUGGAGAGUCUGUCGGUGCAAUCGAGUGCUCUUUUGCACGCAGGCAGAAAAAACGUAAUCCUGCUUCCACCGGCGGCGGCAGGAGGAAAAAAUUAAUCUGCUUCAUCUGGAGAGGCGUCUUCUGUGUAUACCUGCGAGAUUUUUGCAGUCUUGCUCUCGCUCGCUCGCAGGCUGCAAUUAGAGGGAAGACGGGACGGGCAGGCCAGGUGUGGGGGCGCGUGCGCCGGUCGACGUGUCGGGCGCGCUCAGUCGCCCUCCGGCCGGCGCCACGACCACACCAGAAGGCAGCAGCAGGGCCACGUGAGCGGCCAUGAGGCAGCAUGACCAGGCCGCGACUCUUGGUGGUGCUGGUGAUGCUGGUGCUGCCCGUGGUCCACCCCCUGCCCCCUGUCAUCAAGAUCGGUGCUAUUUUUACAGAGGACCAAAAGGACAGCAGCACCGAGCUGGCUUUCAAGUACGCCGUCUACAGAAUUAACAAAGACAAGACCCUCUUGCCAAAGACGACCUUGGUUUACGACAUCCAGUACGUGCCCAAAGACGACAGUUUCCACGCCUCCAAAAAAGCUUGUCAGCAAGUGCAUGGGGGCGUGCAGGCCGUGUUCGGGCCUUCGGAGCCCCUGCUGGGCGCGCACAUUCACUCGAUCUGCGACGCACUGGACAUUCCGCACCUCGAGGCCAGGCUGGACCUCGACCCCGAGUUCAAGGAGUUCUCCAUCAACCUGCACCCCGCACAACCCCUUCUCAACGCCGCCUACCAAGACGUGAUGGCCUUUCUCAACUGGACCAGGGUGGCUAUCGUCUACGAGGAGGACUACGGGUUGAUCAAAUUGAGAGAACUGGUGCGAAGCGAGCAAGACGUGGACGUGUACCUUCGACAGGUGACGCCGGACUCGUACCGGCGCGUGCUCAAGGAGAUAAAGGCCAAGGAAAUAUACAACCUGGUCGUCGACACACGGCCCGAGAACAUGCAACACUUUCUCAAAGGCAUUUUGCAACUUCAAAUGAACGACUACAAAUACCACUACCUGUUCACAACAUUUGACAUUGAGACAUUCGAUCUUGAGGACUUCAAGUACAACUUUGUCAACAUGACCGCUUUCCGCAUCGUUGACGCCGAAGACGUCGGUGUGCGUGAAAUUCUGCGCGACAUGGAGCGUUUCCAGCCGGUCGGGCACAGCAUUUUAAACAAAUCACGUAUCAUCCAGGCCGAGCCUGCCUUAAUGUUCGAUUCAGUUCAUGUGUUCGCGAUCGGCCUGCAAACCCUGGAGCAGAGUCACACCCUACGCAUCUCGAACGUUUCGUGCGAGGACGAACUACCGUGGGAUGGAGGACUCAGUCUUAUCAAUUACAUUAAUUCGGUCGAGUUCAAAGGGCUGAGUGGACCGAUCGAGUUCAAAGAAGGUCGCCGCAUCCAGUUCAAGCUGGACCUGCUGAAGCUCAAGCAGCACGCCUUGGUCAAGGUGGGCGAGUGGUCGCCCACGGGAGGGGUCAACAUCACGGACAGGGGCGCCUUUUUCGACCCCGGCAACAUGAACGUCACCCUUGUGGUCAUCACUAUACUCGAGCACCCGUACGUGAUGAUGCAUUACGAAAAAAACUACACCGGCAACGCCAGAUUUUACGGCUUUUGCGUGGACCUGUUGGAAAGGGUGUCGCGCGAGGUCGGUUUCGACUACAUUUUGGAUUUGGUGCCGGAUCGCAAGUACGGGGCGCAGGACCCUCUCACCGGCGAGUGGAACGGCAUGGUUCUGCAACUCAUGAAACACGAGACGCCUUACGUGAUGAUGCGGCCCCAGUCGAACCUGACCGGCAACGCUAGGUACGAGGGCUUCUGCAUCGACCUGCUGCGAGAGAUCGCGGCCAUGGUCGGCUUCGAGUAUCGCAUUGAACUCGUCCCGGACGGCAAGUACGGGGUUUACGAUUUGGAGAGCGGCGAGUGGAACGGCAUUGUCCGGCAACUCAUGGACAAGAAAGCUGAUCUCGCCGUCGGCUCGAUGACGAUCAACUACGCCCGCGAGAGCGUCAUUGAUUUCACCAAGCCGUUCAUGAAUCUGGGAAUCAGUAUACUUUUCAAGGUUCCGACGGACAAAGAGUCGACGUUUUUCACGUUCAUGAACCCGCUGGGCCUGGACAUCUGGCUGGUGGUGAUGGCCGCGUUCGGCAUGGCCAGCUUCACCCUGUACGCGCUGGCCAGACUCACCCCUUACGAGUGGUGCAACAAGAAGCCGUGGAAAAAACGCGCCCCGCCGCUCGUGAACCAGUUCACGGUUUCCAACAGCGUCUGGUUCAUCACGGGCACCCUCCUGCGGCAGGGUUCAGGCAUCAGCCCCAAGGCGACAAGCACAAGAAUCGUGGGUGGAAUCUGGUGGUUCUUCACUUUGAUCAUCAUUUCGUCUUACACGGCCAACUUGGCCGCCUUCCUCACCGUCGAGAGGAUGAUCACGCCGAUCGAGAACGCCGAAGACCUCGCCGGGCAAACGGAAAUCUCGUACGGCACCCUGGACAGCGGGUCGACCAUGACCUUCUUCAGGGACUCGAUGAUCGAGACGUACAAAAAAAUGUGGCGCUUCAUGGAAAACAAGAAACCGUCGGUUUUCGUUCCGACCUACGAGGAAGGAAUCCGAAGAGUUCUCGAGGGCAACUACGCCUUUCUCAUGGAGUCCACAAUGCUGGACUACACGGUGCAGAGGGACUGCAACCUCACCCAGAUCGGAGGACUUUUGGACUCCAAGGGCUACGGAAUUGCAACACCAAUGGGUUCGCCGUGGCGUGACAAAAUCUCUCUCGCCAUCCUGGAGCUACAGGAAAAGGGCGAGAUUCAAAUGCUGUAUGAUAAAUGGUGGAAAAACCCCGGCGACACCUGCACCCGCAACGACAAGGGCAAAGAGAGCAAGGCGAACGCCCUCGGCGUUCAAAACAUCGGUGGAGUCUUUGUGGUGCUGCUCUGCGGCUUGGCGCUGGCAGUGAUUGUCGCUAUUUUCGAGUUUUGUUGGAACAACAAAAGAAACUCGGAAUACACAAAUCGCUCAGUGACAGCACCGCAUCAGUCUUUGUGCGCCGAGAUGACAGACGAGCUGUGCUUUGCCCUUCGGUGCCGAGGGUCACGUCAGCGACCUGCCCUGAAGAGGCAGUGCUCCAGGUGCAUCCCGAGCAACACUUACGUCCCCGCUGGACUCGACUUGCCACCCCACCCGCCGCCUCCGAACGGCCUCCAGUCUCCGUUGCACAGUUUGUCUGUGACCCCGACAAAGGAGCGCCGACACCACCACGAACACGUCGCAGGAGUCGCCCAUUUGAGGCUGAGCAGAUCUCCGGUUCAUCUCAAUUAUGACAACUGAAUAGGAUUCUGUUUUCAUUAGUGUAAAAUAAUUUUAUUGAUGUGUGAUAAUAACAAAAAUCUCAACAUUUUUCACCAAUUUCUGCUGGUCUCUUGUAUAGUUCAAAUCGGUGGAGAGGAAAUUUUGAGCUGUGUGUCUUUGAAUCUCUCGCAAUAAAAACUUUGUACAGAUCCACUUUUUCCACGCCUCUCAAGAACUGUUGCACAAUAAAUGUACGAAAUAUGUUUCUCUCUCAAACAUUCUAUUAACUAAAAUAUUUAAAAAUACACACAAAAUUCUCCCUAGACAUUUUAUCUGAAAUUUGAAAAGGUUUUAGGUGAUAAAUCAAUGUGUGAAAAUAUUAAAUAAUUAGAUCCUUUAGAAACUGUAGAAUUGAUUAUUUUAUGAGAAAAUUGGUGUAAUAAUAAUAACUUUGGCCUGUUAAUUUACUCAAAUCACUAAUGUCAUGUUUUAACGUUGUAAAAUUUUAGCACUGGCAUGCUAAUUUAAAAUAAUAUAAAUAUAAAAUUAUAUAUUGUCAGUAUAAUUUUAUAAUUUGGAAUUAAUAAGCGAAUAUAAUGAUCUGUUAAAUUUUUAAAAUUUAUCCAAAGUUUCAUACUUUCGCGCAGAUUUCAGACUCAUUUCAUGUGUAAUGAUUGUUAUUUCUUAAGCUGAUUGUGAGGUAAUAGAUCGCAGCUAGCAAUAAUGAAACUCUGCCAUGGAUACAUUAUGUAUUUGUCAAACUGUUUGACUGUAAAAAUUUAUCACCAAAUAAAAUCAAAAAAAGACCAACAUAAAAUUAAGUAAUGU